Messenger RNA from Ceratina calcarata, 1144 nucleotides. It is a transcript of the gene RpL30, whose product is annotated as ribosomal protein L30. The record is from RefSeq and is a predicted model, not a curated record. Lineage: Eukaryota; Metazoa; Arthropoda; Insecta; Hymenoptera; Apidae. Bases 760 to 1104 code for a protein of 114 amino acids. Gene Ontology annotation, cellular component: cytosolic large ribosomal subunit. The transcript is spliced from 5 exons. Gene Ontology annotation, molecular function: structural constituent of ribosome; RNA binding.
AGAUUAAAAAUCGAAAGACAAGUUUAAGGCCGGUAUUUAGUGUCGUUGCUUGUUCUUAAGAUCGCCGUAAGCAUUUGCUCGAGUUCCUGUUUUCUGUACAAGACAGAAAUAUGGGAUAGACAGGGAUAGGAAAUACUUAAGACGAUCUUAAAUAUAAGCAACGACUCUGAAUACAGAACGAGCAAAAAGUUAUAUAAGUUGCGAUGCGCGCAACGUUGUGCGUACAGUAAUUCACCGUCCAUUUCAGUGACCAGUUAUUUGAUUAUCAUUGGGCGGUAUAAUUCCCUGGGUCUUGAGUAAAUGCUUAAGACGAUCUUAAAAGCGAACGAGGGCCUCGUUCCGAGUAUAUGCAUCAGUCACGUUUGACACCAUUCGUGCGCGAAUAAACAAGCUCCACGUAAAUCCGAUCCGAUUUUGAUGCCUGCUAUCAAGCUAAGGGCUACGUGUAUGUAUAGUAAACGUUAUCAGUAGACAACCGGUUCCGAACGCUAUAGUACGUCACGUGGAACUAGUGACAGUACGUCAUAGUAGCUUGUAGUGCGCAUGGGUAACAGAUCCGACAACGUGCCGCCGUCACCAAUCACCUUAGAGCAUAAUAUGCUCUAAGCCAAUCACUGUGCUGGGUGAAUGGGUGAAGCCGACCGAAGCCGACCAGCCGACUGUCGUCUCUCGUUCGAUCUUUUUCGCUCUUUGGUCGUGUUCCACGGUGGCGAUACUGGCGAUACGUGUGCUAGUUAACAGCAGCAUCGAGCAAUAAAAAUGGUGGCGCAAAAGAAACAGAAAAAAUCCCAGGAAGGUAUCAACUCCAGGUUGGCCCUUGUCAUGAAGUCGGGAAAAUACGUGUUAGGUUAUAAGCAGACCCUCAAGUCCCUCCGGCAAGGAAAAGCGAAAUUGGUUAUCAUUGCCAAUAACACUCCUCCUCUAAGGAAAUCUGAGAUAGAGUAUUACGCUAUGUUGGCAAAAACUGGCGUACAUCACUAUGUUGGAAAUAACAUAGAAUUGGGCACUGCGUGCGGUAAAUAUUUCCGUGUCUGUACCCUCUCCAUUACAGAUCCUGGGAAUUCUGAUAUUAUUAAAUCUAUGCCUACUGGUGAACAAGCAUAAGCAUAUAUUUCCGAUUUAAUAAAAUUUUCAUAAAAACAAA